Messenger RNA from Patella vulgata (common limpet), 6198 nucleotides. RefSeq lists its product as uncharacterized. The record is from RefSeq and is a predicted model, not a curated record. Lineage: Eukaryota; Metazoa; Mollusca; Gastropoda; Patellidae. The coding region runs from base 210 to 1661 and encodes 483 amino acids. The transcript has 8 exons. Gene Ontology annotation, biological process: regulation of apoptotic process.
UUUGAUUGCGUCGUCGUUCCAGAAUAUGAUGAAAUGACUUCCAGGAUAUUUAUUAAAAAGUAAAUACAAGAAAUUUCGUUUUCAUUAGCCCAGGUAGAACAAUUGGGCGUCAAACACCGUUUCAUUUCAUUUGAUACGGAACAUCUUGUUUUAUAUAGCAUUAAGGGGUCUGUUCUAUUGAAGGGCAUUCUUAGAACUGAAAGCUAAAUAUGAACCCGUUCAACAGGAAAUCAAAGAAAAAAAAGAAGGAGCAACAGAUGCUUCGUAUUAUUGGUAGUUUGGAGGAUAUCCAGGAGAGGGUAGAGAGGAGCGAAAUGUUGUUGGCCGAAAAAACAGAGGAAAGGUACAACCUCCCGCCAAUAUGGAACUCUGAGAGAGAAAAAAGUUACAGCGCCAAUGAAAUCAUGAAUAACAGAGCUUGUUAUUCAGCGUCAUACUUUCCUCGAUCAACACCAAGACUUACAAGGGUGGAUAGUGGUUUUUCAAGCAUAGAAAGUCUAAAGUGUGAAAUAGUAGAAAUGAAGACAAUGUACGAGCAAAGACUACAACAGAAUGAAGAUCUCAUCCGACAAUUGCUUGAAAAUAGGAAUCGCCCAAACAUUGGAAGGGAUGAACUACUUUACGAAGAAAGCGAUGAUUUAAUCUCUGAUUCAGCUUAUGCCACAGCACUUGGAUAUUCUAUGGUUGACUUCAUAGACAAUCUCCAUCCAGGUCCCAUCUUAGAUAAGCUGGUGAGUAAAGAAAUAGUAGGUAGAAGAGAAGACGAAUCCAUUCGCGGUGAAAAGACACGAGAAAGUAAGACACGACUAUUAAUCACAAUUUUACGAAAGAAAUCUCCCGAAAAAAUUGAAGAGUUCUUGGAAGUUUUAAAUUCUGACCCAGCCUAUGCACAUCUCUAUAAACAGGUCAAGCAAAGACUGGUGACAGGACCUAGAAGUAGGGUAUGCGAAUUUUGUUACAUCUCUCAUCACGUAGACAUCAGGCUCAUAGCCGAUCAGAUGUGCGUAACACUGAGACCAGAUGACUACCGUUCUUUAACUAAUGAAAAGAUGGCAAUCACUACGAGAUGGCAAAAGAUGAAUGAAUUAACCCGAACUUCAGCAAAAAUCAGUAAAGAUUUUGUCCAAGCCCUGGAGUACAAAUACCCCGAUAUAGCGGCUAAAGUAAAGCUUAACCCAAUGAGAUGUAGUCUGGAUUGUCGCUGCCCAAAUGAACACAGACGAAUUUCCAGAAACAGCGUGAGCACGGAUGAUAUUCCACUAAUGUUAUCCGAUCCGUCCCUGAUUUACGAAGAUGACGAGGAGCUGUCUACAAUUAGCCGUUAUUUCAAAGACGAAGAGGCUUCAACGUCACGAGGCACACCGAGGAACAACGCAAUUGCUGAUAUGCCGACAGGGGUAUUGAGUAAAACCUAUGAAAUAUGCAAUGGGUCACCAAAAACCAAGUUAAUUGAGGAAGACACUACAUUGCAGAAAGACAAAUGGUCGAGAUCUUUCAAAAUGGUGUUGGGCUUCAUGAUGUUAUUGUUUAUAUAUUCCAUGAUUUUGAGUACCACAGUUUCAGUUGGUAAAGUCAGUAAAGUUAUGGUAGAUACGGUGUACAAAAUAUCCCUUCAAGUUGUCGAGUUCUCAAUGGAACACCUCAUUUGGAUUUAUGGGUAAUAUUAUCGCAUUAUUUCUAUUACGCGUACCUAUUGUAUUUUAAGACGAUUUGGGGACUCUUCGGAGAACAUUAAACCAUUAUUUCAAGUAAAUAAUGGAUUCGCCUAUCCGAUUUUCCGAAGAUAUAUGAAAGAGACAGAAUUCGAGUUGCACCUGUUCGGUAAAAAAAAAUCCAAAUUACAAGUACUACAUUCCGCAAUACACAUUUCUAAAAACUGAUAGCAUUUUUCUUUACUUGUAUUUUAUUUUUUAUCCAAGUUUAAUGUUCUAGUAUUACCGCAUUACUAUUAUUAGUUUAUUAUUCUUUAAGAAAAAACAAAUAGUCAUUUUAUUUGGUAUAUUCUAAAAAGAUACAGUUGGAGUGGAUUAAGAGUGUUUUCGAUAAUUGGCAGACUUUAUUUGCGUCUUUGAGUGAAGAUGGCUCAAUUAAUAUUAAUCAGAUUGGUGUGAACCUGCCGUAAAGUGUAUAUAGUAAUCACUGGCUAUAAGUACAGAAAAAAUAUUCUGACCAUUUUAUGCGCUCUUUAAACAUGCAUUAUUACAGGUCUUUCUUUGGGCAUUAAUUAAUGUUAUCUAAAUUAUUAAUGAUGCAUAUUAAUUAACUUGCCAAGACCAUAAUUAACUCUCGAUGCCAUCGGGUGCCUGCGAUAUUUAGUGGAUUUGAACACGUAUUUUGGUGGAUGAAAUAAUCAUAAUUAUUUGAUAAUCGAGACUUUGUUUAUUAUCGUAACAACCGUAGUAAUGACGAUCAAGGCUAGCAUAAAACGGAAACGCUAAUAUCUAGGUUCAGAGUGAAGCGAUUUGACUGAAAAUAUUUAGCAUAUUCUAUUUUCAUUAUCUAUUUUGUAACCAUUAUAGCGAAAACUGUUAGCUCUUCAUCUAAUCUUACCUAAGGCCACUUUUAAGUAAAAUGGCACAUCCUUACAUACAUAAAAUUCUUCGUGAUAUUUCGCCUUUUCGAUUUCCCGAAGAUUAAUGAAAGAGAGAGAAUUCGAUCUGAAUCGGUUCGAUAAUUAAAGUCCAAAUAACAAGUACUACAGUUAAGCAACUUGCAACUGUCUUAAAAUAAAUCUUCGUGAUUAUUCGCAUUUUCGAAAUCCUGAAGAUUUAUGAAAAAGGCGGCAUUCGAUUUGAACCUGUUCGAUAAUGCAAAUCCAAAUAACAAAUUGGGCCUACUAUACUUAAGCAAAUUGUUUAAAAUAAAUCUUUGUGAUAUUUAGCCUUACAUACAUAAAAUUCUUCGUGAUAUUUCGCCUUUUCGAUUUCCCGAAGAUUUAUGAAAGAGAGAGAAUUCGAUUUGAAUCGGUUCGAUAAUUAAAGUCCAAAUAACAAGUACUACAGUUAAGCAACUUGCAACUGUCUUAAAAUAAAUCUUCGUGAUUAUUCGCAUUUUCGAAAUCCUGAAGAUUUAUGAAAGAGGCGGCAUUCGAUUUGAACCUGUUCGAUAAUGCAAAUCCAAAUAACAAAUUGGGCCUACUAUACUUAAGCAAAUUGCUUAAAAUAAAUCUUUGUGAUAUUUAGCCUUACAUACAUAAAAUUCUUCGUGAUAUUUCGCCUUUUCGAUUUCCCGAAGAUUUAUGAAAGAGAGAGAAUUCGAUCUGAAUCGGUUCGAUAAUUAAAGUCCAAAUAACAAGUACUACAGUUAAGCAACUUGCAACUGUCUUAAAAUAAAUCUUCGUGAUUAUUCGCAUUUUCGAAAUCCUGAAGAUUUAUGAAAGAGGCGGCAUUCGAUUUGAACCUGUUCGAUAAUGCAAAUCCAAAUAACAAAUUGGGCCUACUAUACUUAAGCAAAUUGCUUAAAAUAAAUCUUUGUGAUAUUUAGCCUUUCCGAUUUCCCGAAGAUUUAUGAAAGAGACCGAAUUUGAGUUUAAUACAUGUGUUCAAUAAUGAAAAUCCAAAUUACAAGUACUACUUAAAAGAUACAUUAUGGGAGAUUCGACAACGAGUUGGCAGUUCUCACUACAAUAGUUAAAAUCUAGAUAAUGUAAUGGAAAUUUGCUGAAAAUUUCAUCCAAAUUGAUUCACUAUGAUCCGAGAACUAAGCGAUUGAAAUUUCCGCCUAGCCUCGAUCAUCAUUCCUAAAGUCAGUACGAUAAACAGCAUAGUCUCGAUUAUCCAUUUAAUCGUUAAAAUCGUGAAGGAAAGUUAUGCAGUAAAUCGGCUCAUAAUCCACUAAAGAUCACAGGCUAGCGAUGCCAUCUAGAGUUGAUUAUGGUCUGGAUAGGUUAAUUAAUGUCUAAUUAAAAAUUUAGAUAACAUUUCAGGGGCGGUAUUUAUAAAAAUUCUAAGAGUUUCCUAACUUUGUAGAUUUUCCUAAGACCUAUUUAUAAAACAUUUUACUUUAAGAAUUACUCCUAACUAUGACACAUAUUUAGGAGUCCUCCUGUAGCACUCCUAACUUGUUAAAAGUACUCUUAUCUUGGUUAACAUGGCCGUCCGUGUACGCCGCCUAAGAGAGUUUAAAACAAGAAGAGAUUUCUUAGUGGAGUACAACAAUGACGAGUUGAUAAGGAGAUAUCGAAUGGACAUGGGUGGGAUUCUUUUUGUGACAGAUUUAGUUCGGCAUCUACUUACGAGUCCUACUAAACGAAAUUUCUCAAUCGACGCUGAGAUGAAGAUCGCCAUUACGCUUCGUUUCCUCGCUACUGCAACUGUGUAGUGGUGACGAUUUCGGCGUCAGUCAACCUACAGUGAGUAGAGUGAAUGCAUGACAUCAACACUGAGCUAUAAAUAACUUCAGGGAAUCCCCGGAUUUCCCAUGGUUACAUCGCUAAGAGUUUGGUUAGGACCCAAGUCUUACAUUUAGUUAAAAGUAACUCUAAGACCCUUUAUAAAUAUUUCUAAAGAGUAACUUUUAACUAAAUGUUGUUUUAGGAAGUCUUAGAGUAAAAGUUAUGAAAACUCUAAGAAUUUUUAUAAAUACGGCCCCAGAUCUUUAAAAAAAAACCUGCAAUAGACAGAUUUAGCUCUUGCAUAAUGUAUGUUAAAGCAAAUUUCAACUAUUCCAAAAGAUUUAUGAAAGAGAAAGAAUUCGAGUUGCACCUGUUCGAUAAUAACAAUCCAAAUUACAAGUACUAAAUUCCGCAAUACCCAUUUUUAAAAACUGAUAGCAUUUUUCUUUACUUGUUUGUUUUUUGUUUAAUAUUUAUUUGUGUUCUUCUUCUUUGCUGUUUAUCUACCCGUGACAGUACAGCACAGCAGAUAUUUAGGGCUUAUAUUUUACAUUUUAUUUCCAUUUAAGUUCAAUAUUAUAUUUUUACAUUAUCAUAACAUUACUACUAUAAUUUUAUUAUUCUUUUUUUUAAAAAAUAAAAAAAGUAUUUUAUUUGGUAUUUAACACAAACAUGUACAAUAUAACAUGUUAGCUAUGUGACUUCCUCAAAUGUGAAGUGGUAUACAUGUAAGUUGUACCCCACCUCGUGUACAGCACCUGUCACUACUUUGGAAUUGGACUUUAAAAGCUGAUACCUUGAGGACAAAGGUCAUAAAUAUAAUUUUUCUUUUACGAACAUCCCCGCAACCCGUUCCCAAGAUUCGGGAGACCGUCCCUUUUCCGGGCAAUGUAUUUCCGUUUUUCGGCCACAAACAUCAGAGAAUGAGACCAUAUAUCAUAUAAAUAUAAUUGUAAAUGGAAAUCACUCGAGGUCUACGUUUUGAAUACUCGUUUUAGUUCAUGAUUGAUUCAUUCUGAAAAUUCGGAUGACAAACAAAAUUUGGGGGAAAAUAGCCUCAGCCGCCAGAACUGAGAUUGGCCCUUACGCCUAUGACAAAACCACUUGUUGCUUUCAUGUCUAGUGAUGGUUAUGUUUAGAUAAUUGAUAUUCUGUGUAUAGUUUAUUAUUUUUUUUGUUUUCUCUAUUACUCAAUGUCUACUAAGGUUUAAAAAUAUAUUUAUUAUUUUCUUUUAUGUUUCGCUUUCCUUUGAUGUGUGCCAUAUAACUUUUUAUGUUAUUAAUUUUUUGUUGUGUUUUUGUUAGAAUUAUUAGUAUUGUAUCAUACUAGAUAAUGCAUAUCGCAACUCAUAUAUUAUCAACUGACCCCAUGUUUAGACCACAUGAAGUACGAGGUUUUAACUAAAAUAUAACCCUUUAAAAAACUUUUGUUAUGUAAAUGUAUCAAAUACAUCAGUAAGAAACUAUGUGCAAAUUUUUUGUGUUGGAUCAAAGAUAUUUCUCAUAUUAACAUUAACAAGGAUUGAAAGUUGAGUAAAUUCUUAACUUAAGUCUGAGAAUGCUUUGUGAAACCGGGGCCUGAUAUAAAAUAUAUUAUAUUGAAAUAAAAGUGGUUGUUUAAAUGUUCCUCUUUGACCUUUCGCGUCUUUUCUUAGUCUGGAGGGAUGUUAAGGGAGACAACUACUAUAACUUUCCGAUGAUUAUUAAACGUUUUAACCACAAUUACUCCAUGUGGCCUACAUGUAUUAUUUAUUCCUAAAACAAAAAUGGCACAAUAAAUAUAUAAAGAUUGGGUAUUAAAUUAUGAUAUGAUUGUUAAUAUAUGAGUAGUAAAUACAUUUUAUAAUUAAACUAUUAUAUCUUUA